AUGGCCUCUACAAUGAAGGGCAGUGAGAGGCGCCAUAACCCAGUGGAGAGCAUCUGUAGGAAAAUCAGAGCCAUCCAAAAGAGGGAAGAGCUUUCCAAUCAGAGUCAACAGAUGAUCAAGUACCAAUCCGGUAAUUUUGAUAGGCCACAGGAUAACAGCAGGAAGGACUUUGAAGGGAUACUGAAGAAAACCGCUGCGGCUCACAUUCUUACACCCAACACGCACUUCUCAGCUUCUGAGAAAGAAGAUGCGCUCAUCUCAUCUCCCCAAACAGGGUCUCCGAGAACCCCAUCCGUCUCUCAGCUCAGCUCCCCUGAGAAUGCAACCUACUCCACCCUCAAGCGUUCUGAAAACGUCUCAAGGCUAUCACAGAGCUCUCAGAAUGACCCAUCGCUGGCAUCACAGACCAGAAUGCGGAAGUCCUUCUCUAGCAAGGAUUUGAAUUACUAUGAGAUCGAAAAUCACUUUCGUAUCUUAAAACUUGACUUUGAUUCCACCUCUGAUCAAAGCUCUGAAAUUUUUACUCCUCGGGACUCAGUGGUAAAAAAAUUGUCUCUGAAUGAAGAUGUAACGGGUAUUAACAGGACCUGUGAAGAGUUCUUCACACGUGUUUUUCAUGCAUGUGACACAAACUGCAGCGUUAAGAUGCUCACAGAUAUAACGGAGUCUGCAUCAGGGAACUUCGAGGCUUUGGGCGGAGACAUGUCUAGAGGAAUCUUAGAGAUGUCUGGCUUGAUUACCUAUCUAGAAGAGCUGCAUUUCAACAAGCAGAAAUUGGAGGAGGAAAAUAAUCAGCUCAAGUUGGCAUUGGAAGCCUUGGAAGAAGCUAACAGCCAGUUAUCGGAGGACUGUACUGAACUGCGCCUGCAGAUAAAAAGUGCCCACCAGGCUAUUAUGAGAACAAAUCUGUUACAAGAAGAACUAGAGGAACUGAAAACUAGUAUGAGUGCUUCAGAAGAGCAGAAGACCACAAUUGUAGCCGAGAACAAACAAUUAGAGGCAGAAAACCGGGCUCUGAUUCUUAAGAUUCGGACUCUUCAAGAGGAGAAUACCAAAAAUAUUCUGGAUAUAUAUACAUUGGAAAAAAAUAUUGAGGAAUUGUCUAAAACUGGGAUGGAGCACCAAAUGGAGUUACGCAUGUAUGAGAACACUUUGCUUAAUAAAGAUGCAAGUUUGCAGAAGAAGGAUUUAAGUAUAGAAGAACUUAAGUCAACCAUUGUAGAAUAUGGAAACAUUAUAGAGAAUUUACGAGGGGAAAAAAACAAACUGGCUUAUGAGUUACAGCACUUGCAACAGGAACUCAUCAUGAAUGGGAUCCAGUUGGAUGUUAGUGAAGAACAUAAGAGCACCAUCUCUGAAGGAGAAAAAUCUUUACAUUGUGAACUCAUUCUUGCUCAGUCUGCAGAGAAUACUGAAACUGAGCAGCAGUGCAGUUUAAUCAGCUUGUCAUCUCUGGACACAGUGAUGGACCAAGACAUGCUGCUGUCACUGAGAGAACCCGAGCAGAAGGGAGUGGCAUUCACAGCUACUCUCCUGAAGCUGCAUGAAGACAUUUCUGAAGUGGAAACCCUCAUUGACAGCCCUCUCCAGUGGGUAACUAGUCCAGAAAUUACUGUGAAAGGAAUGUGGGAGGACAUGCUUACUGAAUACAAAUAUACCAUGGAAGAGAAACUAAAUAUUUGCAUAUUAAUGCUGAAGAGCUUGGGAAACCACAAAGAAUCUCUUGAUAAAGAGUUUGUCAAGUUGAUGGAGAUUUUGAAGAGAUUUGGGCUGCAAUAUUUUUAUUUCAGAAAGGAAUAUUUUUCCAGGCAGAAACAACUAGAAGCCAUCAAACAACUGCAAGAAGAUGCUGUCCACCAGGAAGCCAUCCUCAGGAAGAAGGUCCAGGAAGCCAGCCAACGGCUAGAGGAUGCAGAGGAGCAGGGUGAGGACCGAGAGGGCACAGCCCACUGUGCCAGGGAAGAGGCGAAGUCUUCGCUGCAUCCAUUGGAGGAAGCAAUUUCAGAACAACUGAGUCUCCAGACUAUAAAUACCGAGCUAGUGUGCACUUGCCAGGCCCUGGAGCAGAAGACAAGGAAACCGAAAACAACAAUCAAGUCACUAAGAAAGAAGUUAAUCCAAGGACAACUCCAUGGCUUCUUGUUUCAGAGCUGUUUAGAUGAGGAAUUUCCUCAUUAUGAUCCUUUGUCCUGGACAGAUACAAUUCACCAACAUCUUCAAGAACAACUGAAGCAGUGUUGCCAUAAACAAUCUAGUGGUCAAGAAGCAAGAAUACAUAAGACUCCCCUGACCUUCAAACGUACAUGCUGGUACACACCCCUGCUCGAUGCCUUGCAUCUGGAUAGUCUUACACUGACCCUAAGACCGUCACUGACACCUUUCUCAUGUAUAGCUAACCAAGUCCAUGCUUCAGGUCAAAGGCCCAAAUGUGGAAAAAUAGAGGAUGGUGCUUUGGAUGUGACUAGAACACACAAGCUCCCAGGCCCUACAAUUGGCCCCUACCCGGGAACAGAUCUUUCUAAUUGCAUCAGGAUGAAUGAAGACCUAAGUAUGGAAGAGAAUGGUAUCGAACUCUUGAAUUCUGAGAGCCUGCCACAGUUCAGAGAUCAUACCACACUAUCGUCUCCUGGACACACGUCAUCCUCUGAGAGUACUGUAACUUCAAGUGAUUCCGGGUCAGAAACUUUGAAUAAGGCUUCUGGUUACUUUGAUUGUAAAUUACUCUGUGAGAAAAAGAAGGAUAGAUCAGAUUCUAUGAUAAAAGUCAAAGACACAAGUCCAGAUCACGAGAAUAUUGCACUCCAAAACUCUGUGAAUGAGAACAAAACCAUGUUAAAUCUGGAAGCCAAAGAGGAAACAAAAACAAUAGAUGAUCCUAGAAAAGAAUGUGUCGCAGGAGACGCUGCUGUUUCCUCUGCUCCUGUAACCACUGUGAAAUUGGUUAACUUUAAACAAAGUGACAACAUUUCUGCAAAUGAGAAGGAGGUAGAGGCCGAAUUUCUCAGAUUAUCUUUGGGAUUUAAGUGUGACUGGUUCACCUUAGAGAAAAGACUGAAGCUUGAAGAAAGAACCCGUGACUUGGCAGAAGAAAAUCUGAAGAGAGAAAUCACUAACUGUGUGAAGCUGUUGGAGUUGUUAACACCUCUUUGUGAAGAGGACAGCCAGGCCCAGGAGAUCAUCAAGAAGCUGGAGAACAGUAUAACGUUCCUCAGCCAGUGCACACUACGAGUGGCCAGUAGGGCUGAGAUGUUGGGAGCCAUUAAUCAGGAAAGCCGGGUUAGCAAAGCAGUUGAAGUAAUGAUUCAGCAUGUAGAAAAUCUGAAGAGAAUGUAUGCCAAAGAACACGCUGAAUUAGAAGAACUGAAACAGGUUCUUUUGCAAAAUGAAAGGUCUUUUAACCCUCUGGAAGAUGAAGAUGACUGUCAAAUUAAAAAACGCUCAGCUUCUCUAAACUCCAAGCCAUCUUCUCUUCGAAGAGUGACAAUUGCCUCUUUACCCAGAAAUAUUGGCACUGCCGCAAUGACUUCUGGGAAGGAAAACAAUGACCGAUUCAGUAGGAGGUCAAGUAGUUGGCGUGUUUUGGGGUCAAAGCAGAGUGAACACCGCCCCUCAUUACAACGGUUUAUCAGUACCUAUUCCUGGGCAGAUGGUGAAGAAGAAAAAUGUGAGCUCAAAACUAAAGAUGAUGCAGAGCCCCCCGGAGAAGAAAUAAUAGAAAGGACAAGGAAGCCGAGUCUUUCUGAAAAGAGGAAUAAUCCAUCGAAAUGGGAUGUCUCUUCAGUCUAUGACACAAUAGCUUCCUGGGCAACAAAUCUCAAGACCUCCAUCAGGAAGGCUAAUAAGGCACUCUGGCUUUCCGUUGCGUUGGUUGUACUGUUUGCGGCUUUGAUAAGCUUCCUCACAGGCCGGUUUUUCCAGAAGUCCGUGGAUGCUGCCCCCACCCAGGAUGGAGACUCCUGGAUGUCUCUAGAACAUAUCUUGUGGCCAUUUACCAGACUCCAACACAACGGGCCACCGCCAGUGUGACUGUAGGAUGUCCUAAUGUGUGUAUGUUGAUUUUUUAAAGUUUCAGUAUCCGAAUUUUGUAAAUGAGUAACAUAUAGCUGGAUCCGGAGGUUCUCAGAAUGACUAAGAUUUUUAAAUUCCCUCUUUUUGUGAUUACCUUCCCAUGACCUUUUAAUGAGCUUAUUGAGAAGGAUAUAUUAUAUAAAGUUGUUUGUUAACUUUUGUUGAAAUAAAGAAUCAUUAAAUUUCA
Messenger RNA from Pipistrellus kuhlii (Kuhl's pipistrelle), 4255 nucleotides. It is a transcript of the gene IRAG2, whose product is annotated as inositol 1,4,5-triphosphate receptor associated 2. Bases 1 to 4026 code for a protein of 1341 amino acids. NCBI's taxonomy places the organism in Eukaryota, Metazoa, Chordata, Mammalia, Chiroptera, Vespertilionidae. Gene Ontology annotation, cellular component: endoplasmic reticulum membrane. The transcript has 37 exons. The record is from RefSeq and is a predicted model, not a curated record.